This is a messenger RNA of Nicotiana attenuata, 1465 nucleotides long. Its product is annotated as phosphatidylcholine:diacylglycerol cholinephosphotransferase 1-like. The transcript is spliced from 3 exons. The coding region runs from base 312 to 1226 and encodes 304 amino acids. Gene Ontology annotation, molecular function: diacylglycerol cholinephosphotransferase activity. NCBI's taxonomy places the organism in Eukaryota, Viridiplantae, Streptophyta, Magnoliopsida, Solanales, Solanaceae. The record is from RefSeq and is a predicted model, not a curated record.
UGAAACAGCGCACCAUUUGCGAAAACUCCUUAUGUUACGCGCUCAGAGUCGCGUGUGGAAUCUUUAACAUCAUCGUUUAUUUGGCGUUAUAGUCGACAAGUAGGUAUCCCUAUUGUCCUGCAUUUCCUACACUUGUUGUGAAAACUCUAUCCCUUUCCCCUCUGUGAGUGCCAUUAGACUAAGAUCUACAAAAUCUCCACGACACCCUAUCUUUGGAUAAUCCGUCACUUUUCAUUCCCAUAUUUAUAUAAAUACAACCACAUUCACUAUGUUUUUCUCCGUCUCCGUUUCCGCCAUCUCUAACGGCAGCAAUGAACGGAGACGCUCGUAAUGGUUCUUCCCCUACCCUCAGCAAUAGACGUAGCAUUAACGGAAAAUAUAACGGCAAGGAGAAAAUUGAGCAGAACGGUAAGAUUAGAGAAAUGAAGAAGAAAUCGUCGUCCGAUUUGGGUGGUUAUAAUGGGUGGCUAGGUAAUGCGUAUUUCAUGAAGUGGAGGGUGGAGGAUGUAUUCGGUGUGGUGAAGUACCACCCGAUACCGUGUGUCUUUGCUGCUUCGCUGUUGUUUUUCAUGGGAGUGGAAUACACUCUUCGUAUGGUCCCAUCUACUUCUCCACCGUUUGAUCUGGGAUUCAUUGUUACGAUUCCUCUCAAUCGUUUGCUUGCAGCCAAACCCGCUCUCAACACUAUUUUUGCUGGAUUAAACACGGUGUUCGUGGCGAUGCAAACGGCGUACAUUUUGGGGACUUUUCUAAUAGAAGGGCGGCCGAGAGCGACAAUUUCGGCGCUGUUCAUGUUUACGUUCAGAGGCAUUCUUGGGUAUGCUACACAGCUGCCAUUGCCUGAGGAUUUCUUGGGGUCGGGCGUUGAUUUUCCAGUCGGGAAUGUGUCGUUUUUCUUGUUUUAUUCCGGACAUGUUGCGGCCUCCGUGAUUGCUUCGCUGGAUAUGAAACGCAUGCAGAGAUGGGAAUUGGCUCGAGCAUUUGACACCUUGAAUGUAUUGCAAGUGGUGAGGUUGCUAAGCACUAGAGGUCAUUACACUAUUGAUUUGGCAGUUGGCAUUGGCGCUGGGAUUUUGUUUGAUUCUAUGGCCGGAAAGUAUGUGGAGACUAGGACAAAGGAUAUUGCUGCAAAUGGUACUAAUGGCACUACUUAUGGUGCUUUUCACGCCACCUCCCCUAAGCACGAGAAUGGUGGGGUCAAAUAUCAAAGUGUAUCUUCAAAUUAAAAUGUGUCCAUUCAAAUUUGGGGUGGAUUUUAUCUUGAUAUGUAGAGAUAACUUUGGCUUAGUCAAUUUGUAGGGUCUUAAUGCACUUCUAUUCCAAUUAGGUUCUUUGACUGCAGAUUACAUUUCACGCCCACCCAAAAAGGAAAACCAACAACAACUCUCCAUGCUUUUCUUGUUUUUGUUUUGAUAAGGUUAGCAGCUUGAUGUGAAUGGUAGUAAUGGCAGUAAUGGUAUUUUCA